UGGUGACUAGCCGUAGGACCCGCCAUCGGAGCCGAUCCAAACCCCGUGAAAACUACUCACUGCCACCCCUCUUUCUCUCUCCCUCUCUUCUCGCGCAAUCGAUCGUUCGGUCAUACCGUUGCUAGCUUCUGCUCCAGCUCAAGCUCGCUCUGCUAUGGUGGUGUCCUCUGUUUAUUAGCUACCGAAGGUUUUCGCCCGAACCGCCCCUCGAGUACUUACUUAAAUGGCGGAGCUCUUCUGGGCCUCUGUUGAAGCUCGGCCGUUGCUGGGCAUUUCCGUCCCAUGGGACCUGUUGAAGUUUCAGAGACCCUGCAAUCGAGUCUGCGUCUCUUCCAAGAGGAAGUCCAUCGGUUGCCUUCUCUCUAACAAGAACUCGACCUGGACUCCUUCGGAUUCAUCAUCGCCAGCAGCUUCUUCUAGUAGGACGUCUUUCGACAUCAUUUCCACCUCAGAGUGCUCUGACGGCAGUAUUGUCUUUCGGUUUGGGGAGGUGACCGAAGCGGAAGAAAACGCUGUUCAGUCGGAGGAAGUCGAGCUGAAUAGUGAUAGUGCUGAUGAAGCUGCUUCUGGAAGUUCGUCUAGCGAAAACAGCACAAGUAAUGCUGCAGUAGGGAUGCUACAUGAAAAUCAACAAGAAGCCAAACUUGGUGAUGGUAGUGUCGAUGAAGUUGGUCCAGAAAGAUUGUUGAGUGACGAUACGAGAAGUGUUGUUGCGCUUGGGGUUCUUGAUAAUGAUCAAGCAAGUGAAAUUGGACACCGCGACUCUAGUCAUACUUUGAUACUAGAACGGACAGCUGGGUCCCAUUCCGUGGCUGAGUCCACUGUUGACCCACCAAAAAUAGUCAGUUCUGACAGUAUUGCAAGAGGACCAAGUGAUCAUCGGGUGUCAGUUGAAACUCGCGAAUUGCAUAAUACUUCUGAGGACACCCAUUUGGGUUCAGGAAUAUAUGUUGGUCCUGAAGCCCAUGCACAAACUGAGAAAGUUCCUCUCAAUAACAUUCACAAAACGUCUCCUAGUCCUGUCGCCGAGCCUGAGCUCGAUUAUGCAGUGAAUUUGCAAAACAAUGGCGGUGUUGUUGGGGCUGAGGUCUAUACUUCUUCAACUCCUCCUCAAAAUAGCAGUGCUACUUUCAUUAGCAAAGAGGCUAGCGAUCUAAAGGAAUCACCGCAGGCUAAGUUUCCAGAAGCAGAUAUCUUUGCAGCUUCCUCUGAAUCUGAAAGGGCUGUGAGCCUAGAGGAAGAAUCACGGGAAGAGACUCCAGAUGAAGAUCAUGAUAAUGCAGAUCUGGAAGAGUUACCAAAGGCCAUUGCCCCACAUGAUGAUAUAAAGGCUGUCAAGAAAGAGGAAAUAUUACCAAUAAAGACGGAGGAGGAAGAUACUACUUCAGCUUCCUCCGGCUCCAGUGUUGAAGUUGCAGCCUCUAGUGAUUAUCACAGCCAAGAAAAUCAUGAGGAGAAUAUAGAGCUGGAACAUUCAGGCCUUUCUCCAGUUUUGGUUGCUGAUGAACCCAUGUUGGAUAAUUUGAAUGAGAAUUUAACCAGUGAAGACACCGAGGAGGUUACAACCAGUCAAGACACCAAGGAGGUUACUACCAGUCAAGACACCAAGGAGGUUGCGUCAUUGCAUGUACCCGCUUCGUCCGAGUUGGACGAUGGUGGUCAAUUCUCAACUUCAAAAGAAUCUGUUGAUGGUGAAGAGUGCAGUAAGAUUAUGGAAAUGUCAGCUAUCAGUGAUGACGAAUUGGAAUCUGUCAAGUUUAAUCAUAAGAGAGAGGAGAUCUUGACAACGGCAUUUUGCCUGGCUUCUGGUGCCACUUCACUGCCACAUCCCUCUAAGGCAUUGACAGGUGGAGAAGAUGCCUAUUUCAUUGCUGGUAAGAACUGGCUCGGUGUUGCUGAUGGAGCCGGUCAGUGGUCAAUGGAAGGAACUAAUACCGGAUUAUAUGCGAAAGAGCUGAUGGAGAACUGCAAAGCUAUCGCAAGCAGUUCUUCGACCGAUCCUCUUGAUGUUCUUAAAAGAAGUUCUGCGGAGACGGAAUCUCUCGGAUCAUCUACAGUUUUGGUAGCUCGCUUCGAAGAACAGGUUCUUCAUGUGGCGACUAUUGGAGACUCAAGAUUUAUCGUGAUCAGGAAUGGGAUCAUUAUCGAAAGGUCUUCUCUGAUGUUCCAUGAGUUCAGCUUCCCUGUGCAGAUAGAAAGAGGCGACGAUCCAACAAAACUAGCAGAGCUUUACAGAGUACGGUUAGACGAGGACGAUGUUAUUAUUGCCGCUACCGAUGGCCUAUUUGACAAUCUAUAUGAGCAAGAAAUAGCUUCGAUUGUUCUCAAGUCGCUCCAAGCUGGCUUGGGCCCUCAGGAUAUAGCCGAACUGCUAGCCACCAGAGCACAGGAGGUGGGUUGGUCCACUUCUGCUCGAUCUCCAUUUGCCGAUGCAGCACAAGCAGCCGGCUAUGUCGGGUAUACCGGGGGAAAGCUCGAUGAUGUUACUGUUAUCGUCUCGCUGGUGCAGAAGAGCUCCUCAUCUCGCCCGUAGAGUCUUUAUCACCUCUUCAUUGUAGCUUUUUCGUUCGCAGAUGCUCCCAUCUCGUACCGUUUUGUGAACUCGAAACCACUACACACGUACAUGUCCGCAUAUUGAGCCGUACUGAACAAACCACCCACCCAUAUCAUACAUCACAUUCGAAAGCGACACGAAAUAAGUACAAGUCUCGUACCCAUUAACGUGACCGAUAA
This is a messenger RNA of Punica granatum (pomegranate), 2733 nucleotides long. NCBI's taxonomy places the organism in Eukaryota, Viridiplantae, Streptophyta, Magnoliopsida, Myrtales, Lythraceae. The record is from RefSeq and is a predicted model, not a curated record.